AUGGACGAUGAUUCGAGCGAGGUGCAAGACCCCGCCAAGCUGUACCUCACACGACUGAGACUCGCACUCGCGCCGUAUACGGUGCACUUUCAGAGCCCAGGCUACAUCAAGGAUGAAAGUCUGCGGCUGCUAGAACGAGACGUAGUGAAAAAAACUCUCGAAGAGUCGCGGCGUAGUUUUGAGCUCCGUGAUGAACUGGGCCUCUCAGACCUAUUCUGGGACGAUCUCGCCGGUGUACUGAAAGCCGCUAUCCCCUCGCUCGAGCGACGCUGCUUCGCGGCACCCGACCCUGCCACGCCCGAAUACGAAGGCCUCUCAGGACCGCUGAUUGCCUCCUAUUCCCCAAGCCUGCUUCGAGACCUGGAGCGCCUGAACCAGCUAGUCUCUAUCGCGCGCAAUGUCCUAGUGGUCGGAGAGAAGGUCCAGGAUCUCUCGGCAGCGCGGCUGUUCGAUAAGGAUAUUUUUGCGCUGAUCAAUGUCUGCGUGCGAGUCACUGCGAGGGGCUACGAUGGCGAGGCAGGUACGGCAGAUGAGGACAAGUGGCAGGGUGUUAUCAAUGCCUACAAAAAACUUCUGAUCACAUGCCUGCAGUUCCUGAACAACCUUAUUGCGCGAAACGAGCAGCGGAAGCUGAUGCUCUGGAUCGAGCUCUUCGACAGCCAUCUAGACAGCGAGCUUCCCAAUUUCGCAGACAUGAAAUCGAGAAUGGACUUUUUGUAUCGAUUGGAGAAGAAACCUGAGCUCCCCGACGAGUCCGCGCCCGCUGUACCCCAACACGUAUCCCGUGGCCCUGAUGCUUUCAAGAUCCCGCAGCAGCCGGCUUCAUCCCCUUUCUUGCUAUAUAUAGGAGAAAUUGGCGCUGAGGUGAAGAAGUCGCUUAUCAAGAUGGGCGAGAAGGCUGGUGCAAAUGAAAUCGCGUCAGAGUGUAAAAGGCAGUGGCAGACCAUGACCGAAGAAGAGAAGAAUAAAUGGAACAUGCGCUACGCCGACGUUGUUGCACGCUACCGCGACGAAAUCACGCAGUCCAGCGCCUAUAAGCAGGUACUCGAGCAGCAGGCUAAGAACCAGGAGAGUGUGCAGGCACUUGCUCAGAGUAUUAAUCAGCUGCAGGUCGAAGUGGAUAGAAUGCGCUCUAGUAUUGCGGCCUCAAACAACGAAGCACCUGAAACACCCGAAGAACAAAAAGAGCGUUCGAUGCGAGCGCAGUCAAUAUACAAUCCGAGCUUAAGUCGGUCAUCUCCGGCAGGUGAGGUCGAUUUUCGCGUGACUUAUCCGCCCGCCUUUGGUGCCGAUAUCCUGCAGAACGGGAAAGAGGAUCUGCUGAAGCGCUUGGAGCCUGAUCCCGAUCGUCCUGCAGCGCUGACCAGCGACGUAGCCUCUCCCGCCUCGCCCCCGCCGGAGGACGACGACAACGACGACGAUUAUGAUGAUACCGGCGACGAGGGCCAUGGCUUACUCACAGACGUUCCACUUAUCCUGGGUCCCACCGAAAUCGAAGUACUGCCAAUGAUUAUCAUGGGAGGGAUCGUGGAACCCACCGAAGGGCAGCCUGGAUACCACCCCGACCCCAACCAAUACAGCAGCAUCCGAAGCAUGCACAGCGUCAGAUGCCACCUUCUGCUUGCCCAGGAUAAUGGGCGAAAUCUACUUCGGGAGCUCCUUAUUUUCGUUGCCGCCUGGGAUCUCCGAGAAGAAGAACUCUACUUCAAGUUUAUGGUGAAGAUUAUGGAAUCGAUACUUGCGAAUGGACUGUUACCUUUCGCAUAUCACGCUUUCCGUGAGUCCGAGUCAAAGGACAUCAUUUCUCCCGCUCAAGCUGUCAUCAUGAAGCUUUUGACCAACAUCUUCCGCGCACGCCAAGCUCGUACACCAGUCAAGAGUGUGCUCAAAACUGGAUCAUCUCCGGUGGACCAAGGAGAUGCACAUAUGGUCAACUUUCUGCUGACUGAGUUCCGCCGCCAUAUUAUCCCGCAAACUUGCGCUCUCAUCUUCUUGCAAGGCCAGAUUCGUGCCGGACAUGCGCAGCCAGAAGAUUUCCCUCUCAAUCUAUGGGACAUGGAGCGCAUGUACGAAGGCGUAUAUCAGUAUCUGGAGUUUUUCGCGAUCCUAACAGAACAUGAGACUUGGAAGUCCAUGCUCAGUAACUGGGAGGUGGCGAACGAGCUGGUGACUCUGCUGAAGGAGCUCGAUGCCGCUAUACCCAAGGGCCAGAUAUCGAUACCUCCACUAACCGCAGCUGCGCGACAAUCAACUUCAGCGCCGCCCACCGAGGCUGAACCACAACCAGUAGCUGUUGAGCGACCGUACGACACAGCUGCCAAUACGACUGCACCUGAAGGAUAUAUGCCAUCUCCUCGGCCCUAUAUUGAUGAAGCACAAGACGAACCGUCAGAGUUUGAGUGGCGUAAUUUGAAGAAGCUCGCUGUUCUCGUGUUGAGCUCCCUAGUGUGGAAGAACAGACAGGUCCAAGAUCAGAUUAGGCCGCUCGGGGGCAUCGAGGCGGUUCUCAAUUGUUGCUCAUACGACGAGCACAAUCCAUACAUUCGCGAACACGCCAUCAUGUGCCUCCGCUUUCUGAUGGAAGGCAACAAGGAGAACCAGGACCACAUCCGUGCCCUCGAGCGCUACGAGAAAGAGAAAGAAGGUCCCAGUCCGGUUGACCCACCCACAGCGCCUCAACCACCAACCAGCAAGCCGCCCGUGAGCGUGCGCGUACCCGACGAAGUACUGGAUCAGCAGGGGUAUGAGACGUUCAUGGAUUCCAAGGGCCAAGUCAUGCUACGCAAGCGCGAGGUUAAGCCACCAGUAGUAGGCAAUACUGCCAAAGGAAAGGCAAAGCUUGAGACGAGGGACCCAAAAGACCUUGAGCAGUUGGUACAGCAAGUCAUGCGUGAGUUGCCUGCAAGAGUUCAAGGCGUGAAGCAUGAUGCUGAGAAGGCGGCUGCGCUGGCGAAGCUCGAUAGAGAAUUUGAUGGCCCCGGCACGAGCAAGGGCUGA
This is a messenger RNA of Didymosphaeria variabile, 2997 nucleotides long. RefSeq lists its product as uncharacterized. Lineage: Eukaryota; Fungi; Ascomycota; Dothideomycetes; Pleosporales; Didymosphaeriaceae. Gene Ontology annotation, cellular component: cytosol. The transcript has 5 exons. The record is from RefSeq and is a predicted model, not a curated record. Bases 1 to 2997 code for a protein of 998 amino acids.